Molecule: messenger RNA, 2343 nt
Organism: Lampris incognitus (smalleye Pacific opah)
Lineage: Eukaryota; Metazoa; Chordata; Actinopteri; Lampriformes; Lampridae
Gene: lzts3b
Product: leucine zipper, putative tumor suppressor family member 3b
Exons: 10
Coding region: 1-2343 (780 amino acids)
Biological process (GO): regulation of dendritic spine morphogenesis
Cellular component (GO): dendritic spine
Source: RefSeq, a predicted model, not a curated record
AUGGGCAGUGUUGGCAGCGGGGUGGCAGGAGAGCAGGAGUUUGCCAUGAAGUCAGUGGGCACGAGGACCACCCUUCCCCGGGCCCCUCCGCUCUCUCGCCGUUGCCCUGCUGACCGCAGCUGCAGUGCCGAGCGCCUGCCCCGCCCCCCGGCCACCAUAUCGGACGGAACGGCCUCCAGUGACGAGCGAGGAAGCGUCAGUAUUGGGACGGGGACUUGUACCGGGACAGACCGGCCCACCGAGACAGCCUCCUCCACCAACACGGAAUGUACCGUGGCAGCCCCAUCCAACAACAACCAACUGGAGAGCAGGAGGGAGAGGGAAUGGGAGAGGGAAAGGCUGCGAAGUGAGAAGAACAGCGGUGCCAUGAAUCAGCACCAGCACAGAGAGAUGGCAAUGGCCCGGACAGACAGCGAGAACAAUCCCGCCAACCACAACCCUCCCAACCACAACCCUCCCAAGAUCCUGCCUGUUUCAGGAAAACUGGAGCAGAACAACUCGGGGCUGGUUCGUCCCUCCGCAUUCAAACCGGUGGUGCCCAAAAGCUUCCACUCCAUGCAGAACCUGGUGGGCCAGGCAGGGGGCGCUGGGAGCGAGGGGAAGACUGAGGGAAGGAAUGACGGAAUUGGAGGAGGAGAAACAGGGGAGGUCCCAGAGGCCCUUCUCCUUGACCAGGACAGCCCAGUGAGGGUCAGCAGAAUUGAGGGAGGUGCAAGUGGCAAUGAAGGAGUCCAGGGAGGGAUGUCUGACUCGGGGAGAAACUCUCUGACUAGCCUCCCCACCUACACAGGCUCCGGGUCAGGUUAUGGACCCCCAGCGGCCCUGGGGCCUCUCAGUGCUUCCACAAGCCACAUCAACAGACUAGGCACGGCUGGAGUAGCUGCAGGCCUGGAGAAACUGGAGAAACCUGGCUACCAGAAUGGGCUUAGUGCCUCAGACAGUGGGCGCUCCUCCUCGGGAAAGAGCUCCUCCUCCUAUCAGAGGCUGAGCCAUCUGAGCGAUGCCCCGGCACCCCUACGCCCAUCCCCAUCAUCCGAUGACAUCAUCCAGGACCUGGAGGACCGGCUGUGGGAGAAAGAGCAAGAGGUGCAGCACAUGCGCCGUAACCUGGACCAAAGUGAGGCGGCCAUCAUUCAAGUGUUUGAGGAGAAGCAACGCGUCUGGGAGCGUCAGAUGGACGAGCUGAGACAAAACUAUGCCUCACGUCUGCAGCAGGUCACACGUCGUGCCCAGCGCUCCCAGACUGCUCUGCAGGCUCAGAUAAGUCGUUUGUCCCAAGACAAGAGGAGGCUCCAGGAGGAGAUGGCGGCUCUGUUGGCCCAGAGAGAGGAGCUGGAGAGGAAGUGUCUGGAUUACAGGAAGGAGCAGGCUGACAUAUUGCCUCGCCUGGAGGAGACCAAGUGGGAGGUGUGUCAGAAGGCGGGUGAGAUCUCUCUGCUGAAGCAGCAGCUGAGGGAGAGCCAGGCUGAAGUGACCCAGCGAGCUGGAGAGAUGGUUGCCCUGAGGGGCCAGCUGAAGGAGCUCAAUGCCCAGCUGAGGGAGAGGGAGGAGGCCAUGCUGGGCCUGAAGGACUCUUACAGUGCCAAGAGUUUGGAACUGGAGAAAUGUGAAGGAGAACUGAGGAGGACUCUGUCAGAGGUGUCGAUCCUUAGAGAAAAGCUAGGUGUGUUUGAGGCGGAGGUGCUAAGCUUGAAACGGGCUCUGAGUGAGGCAAGCAGAGGGGCAGAAGUUGUCAUGGGUCCUAACUUGGCAGCAGCAGGGCUGUUGCCCCCUUGGGGAGUACUCCACUGCCCACGCAACCCCUCUGAACCCCCUUCUACCUCCCUCACCCCAACCUCUGACACCUUGCUCAGUCUUCAGAGUGAUGAGGCCAAAGCCCAGAGACAGGAGGCAGAGGACCUGCGCAGGCAACUGGAGCAGCUGCAGGCAGCUUUGCGGCUUGAGCGGCAGCAGAGGGAACGGCAGGCUCUCAACUUUGACCAGGAGCGACACACCUGGCAGGAUGAGAAGGAGCGGGUUUUGAAAUACCAGGCCCAGUUACAGCUCAGUUAUGUGGAGACCUUGCAGAAGAACCAGGCUUUGGAGAAGCGCAUGGGACAGUUGGGGGCCAAAUUGGGCACAAUCUCUGCCACCACUCCCUCUGCUUCUUCCUCUGGCUCUCCCCCUCCGCCGCCUGCCCUGUCACCUCUGUCUUCCCAACCCCCUACCUCUCUCCCUGCCCCAAUUGCCCUCACCCUCUCCCCACCUUGUGAGGACCAGAAAGGCCCCCCAUCUCUCCACCAGCUUGCCCCGCCCUGGGCGGGACCCACCCGUUUGGAGAGGAUCGAAUCCACUGAGAUAUAA